AUGCCUUUGGAAGCUUUUAACGCCAAACCCCAAUUAAAUUCAUGCAUACGCCAAAGCUCUCACGGAAUUGAGAUUAGCGGCGAUGCAGUUUAA
Molecule: messenger RNA, 93 nt
Organism: Penicillium digitatum Pd1
Lineage: Eukaryota; Fungi; Ascomycota; Eurotiomycetes; Eurotiales; Aspergillaceae
Source: RefSeq, a predicted model, not a curated record